This is a messenger RNA of Diatraea saccharalis (sugarcane borer), 384 nucleotides long. The record is from the annotation of a GenBank genome assembly. NCBI's taxonomy places the organism in Eukaryota, Metazoa, Arthropoda, Insecta, Lepidoptera, Crambidae.
AUGCCAGCACCCUGUGAACCAUGCAAAGAUUCGUGCAAGGAUGGCGCGGCCGCGUGUAAAGACAAUUGCACUUGCGAGGCGAACUGUUCCGAUUGUUCCACUAAACAAGGUACUAAACCAAAUGAAAAAUUGACACAUUCUCUCAAAGCAAUUUAUUAUAGAGUUUCAUAUGAGACAGUAGAAGAGUACUAUAGUGAUAAAGAAUACGACACUGAAGGAUAUGGGAAAGCAGGUCUCAAGGAUCUUGGUGAUACGGGAGCAGAGCGAGGGACGACGACGGCGGCGGCGUCUCCCCGCGUCCAUUUUGAAACUGUAGCUAAAAUACUAACAAUUAACAGCAACCACCUGAAAGAGAAUGAAAUAAUAUAUUCUGAUACGACGUGA